Messenger RNA from Saprolegnia parasitica CBS 223.65, 544 nucleotides. RefSeq lists its product as hypothetical. Bases 149 to 544 code for a protein of 131 amino acids. The transcript is spliced from 5 exons. Gene Ontology annotation, biological process: proteasome-mediated ubiquitin-dependent protein catabolic process. Gene Ontology annotation, cellular component: proteasome regulatory particle, base subcomplex. Gene Ontology annotation, molecular function: ATP binding; proteasome-activating activity; ATP hydrolysis activity. The record is from RefSeq and is a predicted model, not a curated record. Lineage: Eukaryota; Oomycota; Saprolegniomycetes; Saprolegniales; Saprolegniaceae.
CUCGUCCGCGACGCCUUCGAGCUCGCCAAGGAGAAGUGCAAAGGACAAGGACAAGGGCGGCGCCAUCAUCUUUAUCGAUGAGUUGGACGCCAUUGGUACAAAGCGUUUUGGUGGCGAGCAGUCGGGCGACCGCGAAGUCCAGCGCACGAUGCUCGAGCUGUUGAACCAGCUCGACGGUUUUACAAGCAACACGAAGAUCAAGGUCAUUGCUGCCACGAACCGACCGGACGUGCUCGACCCGGCGCUCCUGCGUUCCGGUCGUUUGGAUCGCAAGAUUGAGCUGCCCCACCCGACAGAAGAAGCCCGUGCGCGUAUCCUGCAGAUCCACUCGCGCAAGAUGAACGUCGACACGGACGACGUCAACUUUGACGAGCUCGCACGCUGCACGGACGACUUUAACGGCGCGCAGCUCAAGGCGGUCUGCGUCGAGGCCGGUAUGCUUGCGCUGCGUCGGGAGGCCACGAUCAUCAAGCACGAAGACUUUAUGGAGGGCAUUGGUGUCGUGUCGGCCAAGAAGAAGGCGACGCUGCAGUACUACGCGUAA